Dibothriocephalus latus is the source of this 1953-nucleotide messenger RNA. The record is from the annotation of a GenBank genome assembly. NCBI's taxonomy places the organism in Eukaryota, Metazoa, Platyhelminthes, Cestoda, Diphyllobothriidea, Diphyllobothriidae.
AUGCGUGUGAACUUUGCCAGUCGCGUUUUCUCUGUAGUGGAGUCCAUCUGCAAAGAGCUGUGCAUCCGUCAUCACGAGGAGUUGUCCCUUAUGUUCCCCAUUAAACGUGAAACCCUCAAGAUCAACUCACCCUUACCCGUCAUCCGGCAUGGUGCUAGGAAGACUGGUCCGCUCACCGCUAUUGGGAGCGCGCGCUCAGACAUGCCGUCGGCGCCCAAUGGUCUCAGUGGAGCUAUGUCAACCAUGCGCUUGGGCGGUGAACCGGCCUCACCAAAUCCCUACGCAACUCUGCCAUAUGGUUCUGCUACUCUUAUGCGUCGGCAGUCCGACAACUCCCUGGACGAAGAACGGUUGGAUAUUGCAAGCUAUGCAGACUGUGGCCAACGGCGGCCAGCUAAGACCGUGUUUGCAGAAGAGUGGCUGCUGAAGCCGAAAAAUGUUCAACAGAAGGCCCGAAUGGAUGGCAGCUGGCUGGACUCCUCUCGCUCUCUCAUGGAACAUGGCAUUGAACCGCCACCCCUCGUCGGUGGCUGUGGCGAACAGCCCAAACCUCCGACACUUUAUCUUCGCUUCAGGUACUACAGCUUUUAUGAUUUGAAUGUGAACUAUGAUGCCGUGCGUAUACACCAGCUCUAUGAACAGGCCCGAUCUACAUAUGAGACCGGUGCUUUAGGCUCAAUGACCCCAGACUUCACUCUGAACAGUCGUGUCGCAUCGCCGCGUUCAACCGGUGGUUCUCUAAUGCGUCUGCCAAGUCUGGGUGUGGUGUCUCCCAUGCGCCCCCUGAGUCCUCUCCAAGACUCCCCUCGACGUUCGCCAUUUCCCGAGGAGGGAGUACCCGAAGACAUGGACGAGAUUGACUAUAUGUUAACCCAGCUGGAGCAGUCCUGCAAUGUGACUCGCGAAGCGACAAACCGCAAGGGGACAAGCAGAUCUAGUGUUUCUGAGGACAGUGUAGACUCAGCUAUACCCGUCUUACAGGACUUUGUCAAGGUUUUCCGUGACAAAGUUCUUCUGAUGCGCCGCUACAAGGAGAUGUGGGCGGUGGUCAAGGGCGGCAAUCUCUACCUUUACCGGGACUCUCACGACAUGAGCACGCCAAAUGCCGUCUACACCCUCCGUGACUGUGUAGUUAACCCAGACGUGAACUCCGCCAACAUGCGUUUCGAUGCACGACUUUCGCUGGUUGCUGAUCCCGAUUUGGCUUCGGCUGCGCUUGGUACCGCUUCUGUUGGACGAAAAGGAAGAGCCCGGGAGGAAAUUUAUCUGCGCUUCCGUUCGGCAGAGCAGUAUGCCAACAAGACAACCUAUGAGCGUGAGGUGGAGCUGAAUUUGGAUCUAAUCCGGAAGCAGGCCUCUCGACCUGUGCCUUCUCUCAGCCCGACUGAUCUGGCAACCCAUUUGGAUGAUCUGACUGACUACUGUGCUGAACGCAUCAUAAAAAAAGCCAAGUCCAAGGAGGCUCUUCGACAGCGUAUCAGCGAGACUCAUGCCGAUCUGCGCGACCUCUCCUUACUAGAUGCCAAGCUCAGGUAUAUUCAGGACUGGCAACGGCUGAACCACUUCGGUCGCUCCUACUUUAUCGUGCAAUUCGAUAAGGGCAACAGUUUCGGCCUCGGUGUUAGCAAUUCAGGUCUCUUUGGAAACCCAUCUCCUCCCGAGGACAUCCUCGCUGUCCGCCAGGGUCGCAUCGAGGUCGUCUCGUCUACCUCAGAGGAAACACAAAUGGCCUGGAAUUUCACCAAUAUGCGUUGCUGGAAUGUGAACUGGGACAAUGGACGCGUCGUUUUGGAGUUCAGGAACGGAAAAGUCUCCUUCAGGCCCCUUAGUGCCAACUGCAAGACCGUUAUGGAGUGUAUCGGUGGCUAUGUUUUUCUGAGUCAGCGUACACCGGAGAAGAACCAAACCAUUGAUGAACGCGUCUUUCACAAACUCACGGGUGGCAAUGAUUAG